AUGCGCAAACUUGCCCUGCGCCCGAUGAUUGGCCGGAAGUUUCAUAGUGGGCGGGACCUUCAACACCAAACAAGAGGUCUCACUGCGACGCAUUUCCUUCGUCGCAUUAUUUCUCCAGGCUCCAUGUUCAGAGCGGUUGUGCUGGUGCUUGCCUGCCUGCUGCAGAGGAAACUAGUGACCACAGAGGGGCAUCGUGGGACCAACCGCCAUGUCUUCUAUGCAGUGCAAAUGGACGGAGGCAUCAAAGCCGCCAGAGCUCUAGCGGACCAGCACGGGCUGGAGUUCAUACAACGGGUUGGCAGCCUGGAGGAUGUGUACACCCUUAGAGACAGCAGGGGGCGCCCUGAUAGAGCCACCUUUGAGAACAGUCUUUCAAACACAGGAGGGGUUCACUGGGUGCAGAGGCAGCACAGUCAUUAUAGAGAUAAGAGGGUUCCUGUGUCAGGACUGGACCACAGGACCACUCACAGAUCCGGGAGGAGAGAGUCUACAACUGACAGGCAGCCUGGGGAGAAUAAGAGUGACCAGUCCCUCACCUUCAAUGACCCGCUCUGGCCCAUGCAGUGGGAACUGUUUGCACAGGGUGAGUACAACUCCGGCGGGUUUGACCUGAAUGUGAUGCCAGUUUGGAGGAACGACAUCACCGGUAAUGGAGUAGUGGUCAGCAUCAUUGACGAUGGGGUGGAUCACACAAACAAGGACCUGAAGAAAAAUUUUGAGGCCCUCGGAAGUUUUGACCUGCGUGCUUCACACGGUCUGUCCCAUGAUCCCAUGCCUGUCAGAGAUGAGGAGAAUAGUCACGGUACCCGAUGUGCAGGGGUAGUUGCCAUGGAGGCCAACAACUCCUACUGCGGUGUGGGCAUCGCCUUCAAUGCCAGGAUCGGAGGUAUCCGCUUGUUGGACGGCACUGUCACUGAUGCCAUGGAGGCCACAGCUCUGACCUUCAACAUCCACUUCAUCGACAUCUACGUCUGCAGUUGGGGCCCGCGGGACAACGGCGCCGAGAUGGACGGGCCGCACACCCUGACAGCGCAAGCCCUUCGGCUAGGAACUCACAAGGGCCGAGGUGGGAAGGGCAGCAUCUUUGUGUGGGCGUCAGGUAAUGGUGGAAUGCAGCGUGACCACUGCGGUGCAGAUGGUUAUGUUAACUCCAUCUACAACAUUGCCAUCGGCGCUGUCUCUCAAUUGGGGAAGCCCGCCUACUUCGGCGAGCCCUGCCCCGGUGUGAUGGCCGUCACUCUGACAGGAGCCAGCGUGGGAAGCUCACUACCUCUGGUCUCUGUGACCAACAUUGGUGGUGGCUGUGUCACACACUUUCCAGGAACAUCCAGUGCUGCUCCGACCGCUGCUGGGAUUCUGGCUCUUAUGUUAGAAGUAAAUCCCGAGCUGACGUGGAGGGAUGUUCAGCAUCUGAUCGCUAAGACAGCAAAGAUCCCCGACCCCAAAGAGCCUGGGUGGAGCAUCAACGGAGCAGGAUACCAUGUUCACCAUAGGUAUGGUUUUGGGUUGCUGGAUGCAGGGCUGAUGGUGCAGCAAGCCAUGCACUUUAACACUGUUGCCCCACAGAGGAAGUGCACGCAAGAAGUUACAGUCCAUCCUAUCAGGAUCAUUUCUCCAGGAGGCACUGUCAAAGUGAACAUCCAGUCAGAGGCCUGCCAUGGGAGGACUAAUGAGAUCAACACUCUGGAGCACGUUCAGGUGAGAGUGAGCAUCAGCACCGUGUGUCGCGGUGACCUCUCCAUAAGCCUGGAAUCUCCAGCCAACACUGUGUCAAUGCUGUUGGACACACGGCCCAACGACGCCUCCACUGCUGGCCUGAAAAACUGGACCCUGAUGACGGUGCACUGCUGGGGGGAGCAGCCACGAGGCCUCUGGACCAUCAAGGUGACUGACCACAAAGGCACAGUGAGGAGCUGUACGAGGUCGAGUGACAAGGAAGCAUCCGGAGCCUUGCUCAGCAUUCAGCUCAUCCUCUACGGCACCUACCACCCACACAGGACCACACACGAGGAACCCCUGCAGAGCAUUGUGUCCAUGGGGUCGCGUCACCCCGUCCCUCACAGGGAGGUGUAUCAGAGGGACCGUUACCCACCUCUCGACCUGAUUCAAUGGGUCUACCAAAUGGAAAGAGACAGGAAGGUACAGGCUGCUGAUAUCACUGUUCCGGCCAGACGCAAGAUGUCGAAGAUUUCUGGAGACUUAGCAUUGGAUAAACAGACAGGCAACAAGCCCCCGGCGUCCAGUAUGGCUUUCCAGUUACAGCAGACAGAUGUUGUACAGAAGUCCUCCACGGGGUCAAGACGUUCUGCUGUGCAGGAGCUUCAUGAGCCAAAGACCAUCAGGGACAAAGUGGACAGAGUGCACAGGCCCUUACCAUCACAGGUUCUCCAGGAUGUUGUCAACAGGCAGACUCGUCAGAUCCAGGAGGAGGAGAAAGUGUGAGCAGAGAGUCAGGAGAAGGGACAGGGCAUCGGGCAGGAAACUGAAGAAAAAAAAUAUGAACCACGGGGAGGUGUAGCGUUAGGUUGGUAAUCUGCUUUAAAUGCUUUCUGGGGAAUGAGACACGCUGAAACCCAGCCAAGAGAACUCUGCUAUCGUGAAGAGCUUUCUCUUAAUACAGCACACAGAGGGGACUGACUGACUGAGGCUGCGGCGCCGAUGCCAACGGGGACGAGCUAGUGAGCUACACGCCCCACGCCACUUGUUGGAAUAUAUGACUGUAUGAAUAAUGAAAGAGGAAGAGGAAAGUGAUAUUGCUAAAGCAGUCCCACAAUGACAUCCAUCACAGAAAUGGCUCAUUGCUCUUCUUCCUCUGUUUCCUCCUGCAAAAACUCCCCAAGUUGUGUCUCUUUGGAGGAGCUAACCAAAGCUCAGCUCUGUGCCUGCAUGAGCUGAUUUAGAGGUGAACUCCUAAACCAAAAGAGAGAGAAAGAUAAAGAGACAGAAAGAGAGAAAGACAGAGGGAAGGGGACAGAAAGAGAGGUAAUCCUCCCUUUUUUCUGCUCCCCAGGGUGGUCUCUUCAUCCAGGGCCUCAAAGAGGGGCAGAAUACACCUCCCCGCUACAAUGGAGGGGACCCACAGGGGCUGUUGCUAUCUGAGUGUGUGCGAGUCUAUGUGUGUGUGUGUGUGGGUGCAGCUUUAAGCAGGCCUUUGAGUGGCCUAAUUGCAUUGGAAUACAGCAGUCUGAGAGCUGGCUCAGAUCACGGCGGGCUGCUGGAGGGGUUAGCGCCCGCACCUCGACAGCCACACUCAGCAAAAGAGCCCCGGCACAAUGCACACAAUUAAUGCUCUCCCUCUCGUUAACUCUCUCCCCACUUUUUGUCCUCUUCUACUUUUCUCUCAUUCUCCUCCUUCUCACCCCGUAUCUUACUCUCUCUCCUCUCCUCUCUCUUGUUCCUCCCUCCCGACCCAGUGUGUAGUCACUCACCCACUGUAUUAAUCCUCCCAUACAGCCUGUCAAUCUCCCUCUCUUUGAUGCACACAACAAUUACAGUAAGGAUGAAAGGCGUGGGUCGGCUCCCGUUAUGUAAGACUUGAAACGAGCCUUGACGAGAAUUAUUGAUAUCUGAACAGCUAAUCUGAAAUAAAACCUCGACAACAUGACAUCUCUGUUAUUACUUUGCGGCAAUUGAUCUGCACUUGAUUAAAAAGUAUUGAAUGUUUAGUCUUUUACUGUAUACUCCACGAUGCAAGUUACUUUGUUAUAACCCAGGAUAUCUUUAAUUUCGAAAAUACAAUCGUGUUUAUUAAAGAAAAUUGGUUCUGAUUUUGUAUCUGGUCUGGUAUGAGCCAAACAAGUCAAAGUUGUGGCAGGUGGUAGAAGCCAAGCAAAGAAAUACUCAAUUAGUGAUGAUUGUUCCCUUAAGACAAGACUGUAAUAAACCAAUAAUGCUCCAACAGGGACUAUUUUAUGUCUUUGUGGCACUAAAUGCUAAAUUGGUAAACAUCUUACUGUACCUCAUUGGAUUAUAUCUCCAAUUGUAAUAGUCCUGAUAUCAUAACAGUAUUCAAUAGGAGCACAUACAUAGUUAGAGGUGAAACAAUUAGUUGAUUGACAGGUAAUUUAUAUGCAAGUCUUUUUAGGUAAAAAAAAAAAAACAAGCCUCCCAAAUGUGUAAAAAUUUGCUGGGUUUUUUUUUCAACUUCUAUGAUAAUAAACUGAAUAUUUUUGGGUUUUGGACUGUUGGUUUGACAAAACAAGCAGUUUAAAGAUCCCCUCCAGACAUGUUUUAAACACAAAAAUAUUGCUCGGAAUAAUAAUUUGUGUCCCAUAUGGUUUUUACAAACACACAAAAACAAACACAAAAAUUGAAAUACUUAAUAAAAUUACGUCUACUCCUUCAUCAUUGGAAAAGUAUCUAUGAAUAUGUAAAUGCGCUUUAUUUACACACUUUAACUAUUAGACACAAGAUGUCUCCUAUCUACUGAAAAGUCCGUUCUCAGUGUAUGUACAUUGGAGGCUCCAGUUUCCACAUCGCACUUGUAAAUUUGGAACAUGAUUGGCUCCAGACUAGUUGUGAUGUCACAAAAUCCUGCUGGUACACUCAGGUGUUACACUGAAGAUGAGUUCAGAGAAACGUCUCUACAGCAGAUGAACUUUAAAACAGCUUGCUAGUGUCACACUCGGCACAGUCAAGCUCCAACAUCACAGUCAAGUAACAAUAAGCAAAACAAAUUUUUAACUGGAGGGGGACUUUAAAUAUGUCAUCUUGGGUUCUAGGAAAUUGUGACUGGCAAAUUUCACUGGUUAUAUGACAAAAAUGAUUAGUUGCAGCCUUACCUACAGUAAUGUUGUAUAGCAUUGUUGUAAAGUUAUCACACAUGUGCUAUAUCUCCGUAAGAAGGAGUUGAGACCACAAGUUACUGUAUAUUCCUCCUCCUGUAGACAGUGGCCAGUUUAUUAAAUAGGUUAAUAUAGUCACACAGAUGGAUCCCAGCCUCUUUCCCUCCAGUUUGGACUCAACUGUCCUUGUCUUUAAAUGGGGCUCAGUGGACUGUGUGUGUGGAACAACCAAUGAUUUUAAAAACAUAUCAUAUUUAACCAGCCCCUCCUUUGAUUUUCUUUAUUACACGAGCCGUGUCUUAAUAAAAUCUAAUUAUUUCCGCUCACAGGACGCUUUCUGGUGAGAAAUUGGCAGAGGGAUGUGAGCUGAUGUAUGGGGAGACAGUCGCCUAAUUAGAGCGUUAGAAAUUGAAUCUUUACAGCACAUGGGUCAUAUAAUUAUCCUACUGUUAAUUUAACGCUUACAUUCUCUGCUGUUCAUUUUUAUUCCCUUAAACGUAGUUUGGCAGCGGCCCUCGCUGCUCUGCGCUGUGUUUUUACUGUAUGAGAGGAGGUAGCAUGGCCCCUAACAUUGGCCCCUCUGAGUGAUUGAAUAACUGAGGACCCUGCAGUCCAAAUAACAAGGCUCGCAUCAUUUAUGCAUUGUUAAGCCAUGUAAUUGAAACGAGCCAUAGUUUGCAUAUUACACCAUUAAAAUAAUGUGCUUUGCGUUUCUCCCAACACGACUAUUUAAGCCUGUGUGGCGAUGUGGUAAUUCCUUGAAUUACAGCCUAAUUACCACAAUGUUCUUUUGAUUUGGCCGAUUUCAAUGUUACGCCACAAUAAUGUUCAAUAUUACCAGAAUGAAUUACUGAGCCGUGCCUGGAAACUUUUCCUCGUAUGACUUAAAUCCUGGCAGCUUCAUGUGCUAUCAGUGCAGCUGGAUUCACAUCCAUAAAGGAUUAUUAGCCUAUGAAAUGAGACCCAUUAAAGGCCCAAUCAGUAAUACUUAAUUGAAGAGCUCGAGUUAUACAUGGAGCAUUUUGUGUUCGACUGAUCAUCAUAGGCCUGCGUUAUAUCACUGUUUACAGAUAUUAUUAAUGUAAACAGACCAACAAGAUCAAAAAACAUCACAGACUGCUAAUUACUGUUUAUCCUUGCAAAAGUGAUUUUUCUAAUAAUUACAAGUCAUAACAAUUUCUAAUUGUAUUUGAAAUAUUACUACAUUUUGAUUGCACAUUGUGUCUUUAAAGGAUGAAUAUAACAAACUAUGCAUCAGAUAUACAACUUUGUGUCCCUAAAUUUAUUUCAUCAUUAUCACAUUUUAUAUUUCAUUCAUCUUUGUAACAUCAGAGAUUAACAAUGUGUAUUUUGGCCACUAAAGCAGCAUCAAGACAAAGGAAAAGCUGAAGAACAACUUAAAUCAGUGUACACCAAUUCAGGUCAUAUAAAGCAGGGAACAGAGAACAUUUUAUAAUUAGCACUUGCCCUUUGUUGCAUGUCCCUGUAUUGUUCUCAGACCUCAGUCUACACACAUGACAUGUGUCUUUGUGUGAACUUUUCGAAUAAAUUAACAUUGCUAAGAAUGAUUUGUGAGAGUGCAUAUUCACCGUGUGGACUUUUCUGUUUUUACUGCACAGUUUGAAUUUUUUUUUUUUUUUUUUGCUGAAAAUAUUUCUUUGAUAAUUGCUUUUUUAUUGCCUUUUAAUUUUACUGCUCGGUCCAAGUUAUUAAAUAAAAUGUUUAAUUACAGUUUCAGUCAUUUGCAUAGUUUAGAAGUUAUAAAUUGUGGAUAUUGAAGAACUGUCUCCAUUGAUUUAUAGGUUUAAUUUGUGGCCAGUAUGUAUUACUUAAUUUCUGGUGGAUUGAAUUGUUAUAGGCCAUAGACCGACCAAAAGUGCUUUUUAAUUGCAUCUGUACAGUAGGAGUUAUUAAUGUUUUCUGCUGUUCAAAAUUAAGGAGCUGCUUCAGAAGUUAGCAAGUUGAAACAUACUUCUGCCAAACAACAUUUUUGAAGUUCUGUUUGUAAUUUCUUUUUUUCACACAGUUUGCUUUAUCUCACUGCAGUGUGAGGAGCAGCUUUGAGGACAGACAUAAUCUCUCAUCUUUUUCACUUCUUCUAGUCCUUUCUCCCUCUCAAGGCCCUGUGCUCUUUACCCCUCCCUCCUUUAUCCCUGCGAAGGCUUUGUCCCCGCAGCAGAGAGCCUCUCUAAAUAGAGGCCUUUAGAUAGUCCAGGAACAGGGAGGGGGGGCAGCAGCGACGCGACUGCUGUUGUUUCAUUUACCUCUCCCUAUGGCAACCAGCAGCGGUCGGCCAGGAAUGUCCCCUCUCUGGACAAAGUCCUGGUCCCUGAAGCUGACACUGGGGGGACGACAGCUGGGACGGGAUGGAAACCUGCCCUCCCUGCCCUGGACUGGAGGCCUGAGUCUGGACUUAAUCCUCCUCUUCACUUGUGUCUUUUCUCACUUUUGCUGGAUGAUGAGCAGCCAGAGAAGCUUUUCACACACUAUUAACUCUAAAAUAGUUGUAUAUAGGACCAGAAAAUAAUUUCAGAAUCUCUUUUGGAUGUAAAGAAUCCUAAAGGGUUUUCAAUACUGCUGAACCACCCACUAAGACCCUUUACAGUGCUGUAAACAACCAUUUAGGAGCACAUGAAAUGCUUCAAACUACAUGUGUUAAAGGAGCAUUUUGGGAACCAUAUAAAUGGUGUUUUUCAAUCUUUAAAAAAAAAAAAUCUUUUAAGUCAUUCAAGCUAUAUAUAGAACCUCAAAUCCAGCCUGUGUGUAGGCCACUCCUCCCUGUGCAGGCUUGUUAAUUCACUUUACAGCCUGGCAGAAUACAAAAGUGGAUUUGUUUACUUUAUGGGCUGUUAAAAGUUUUUCAGUCAGGACAUAUGAAAGAUGUCUACAUUUACAAGACUUCACUGAGAGAAAUGUACUAACUUACACUUUUAUAAACACUGAUGAAUGCUGGUAAAAUUACAGGAUACUGUCAUUAAUAGUGGUUAAAAUAGGUUGCAGGAACAUAAUGGACUCCAAUGGUCAUUGUUUUUUAAAUGAAACAUGUCAAUUUAAACUGUUAUAAAACUUACUUGGAUGCUGCGAGGACAGAUAAGAGAAGACUAUAAGUCAACAUAUGAGGUCCAGCACUGUCCAGUUUACUCACAGUUUGAUCCAAUUUAUUCACGUUUUAUUACAAGAAAGAUUUUUACCUAAUAAAAUUGAUUUGCUUGAAAAGUGCCUGAGCUUUUUUCCUUUGUAAGAUAUCUCGAUUUAGAAAGCACACUAGUUGUAUUAUUGAUGUAUUUCUCCUGCAACACACCACCUCACAUCUCAAUAACAAAGUGAACUUCACAGGACACUAUGUGCUUUAUCUGCCUGUUGUCUUAAAACCGGUUUGAAUAAAUUAGAUUUCAGACUAUUUACUUUGUUCCACAAGUGCAUGAGCUUCAAACUUCAAUGUCUAAAUUAUGCUAUUUUAAUUUCAAACUAAUGGUUGAGUGAUGGAGUAUGUAAAGAUGAUCAAUACUCAGUAUAUUCUCUCAUACACACACACACACACACACACACACACAUAUAACGCUGCAUAAGUAACAUAUUAAUAUGCAUACACCUACAGCGUCUUAGCAGUAAUCUUGCAACACUGCAGCACUCAUAAAAACAUUAAACUGCAUUUUUCUGUUAUUAUAGGCCUCGUCUAUGAAUAUGCAGAUUAUAUAUAUGCCUGUCAUUUGAAAUCUAUCAGCCUUUGCUGCAAUAAAAAGGUUUACAUCGCCUAAUCAAAAUAGGAUUUUACACACUCGUUUCCAUAACAUUUAGUAUCAUAAAUGUGCGCAGAAUUACAGUCAACAAUUAACAGCAAAAUUUAAAGUCUACCUCAGUAAACAGUUAUAUAUCCUACACACAAGCUUAUUUAAUCUUCCCAUUAAGGGGAAGCUGGUCUCUGGAUCUAGGCUACCCUCAGCCUGAGUCUUCACACAACAUGAUUAUCAAAGUAAAUCAACUGUA
This is a messenger RNA of Epinephelus moara (kelp grouper), 8771 nucleotides long. Its product is annotated as proprotein convertase subtilisin/kexin type 4-like. Gene Ontology annotation, cellular component: trans-Golgi network; Golgi membrane. The record is from RefSeq and is a predicted model, not a curated record. Gene Ontology annotation, biological process: peptide hormone processing. NCBI's taxonomy places the organism in Eukaryota, Metazoa, Chordata, Actinopteri, Perciformes, Serranidae. Gene Ontology annotation, molecular function: serine-type endopeptidase activity.